Contarinia nasturtii (swede midge) is the source of this 1214-nucleotide messenger RNA. It is a transcript of the gene RpL5, whose product is annotated as 60S ribosomal protein L5. The record is from RefSeq and is a predicted model, not a curated record. Gene Ontology annotation, biological process: translation; ribosomal large subunit assembly. NCBI's taxonomy places the organism in Eukaryota, Metazoa, Arthropoda, Insecta, Diptera, Cecidomyiidae. Bases 134 to 1030 code for a protein of 298 amino acids. Gene Ontology annotation, molecular function: structural constituent of ribosome; 5S rRNA binding. The transcript has 5 exons. Gene Ontology annotation, cellular component: ribosome; cytosolic large ribosomal subunit.
CUUCCGCGUACCAAUACGUACCAUAUCCAACGUGUACUGAGUGCCAUAUUGAAAACCUUCUUUUCGUGUCACCAUUGAAACCGCGAACACAUAUUUCGUGCUGGUGCGGUGUUUUGAGUAAAGAUUAUUUAAAAUGGGUUUCGUUAAAGUCGUUAAGAACAAACAAUACUUCAAGCGUUACCAAGUUAAAUUCAAGCGGCGCCGUGAGGGAAAGACCGACUACUAUGCUCGUAAACGCUUGAUUUUCCAAGACAAAAACAAGUACAAUACCCCCAAAUACCGUUUGAUUGUUCGUUUGUCCAAUCGCGAUGUUACUGCCCAAAUUGCAUACUCACGUAUCGAAGGUGAUCGCGUUGUAUGCGCUGCCUACUCGCACGAAUUGCCGAAAUACGGUGUCAAGGUUGGUUUAACCAACUAUGCUGCAUCAUACUGUACUGGUUUGUUGGUGGCUCGCCGUAUUUUGCAAAAAUUGGGCUUGGACUCACUUUACAGUGGUUGCACCGAAGUUACAGGUGAAGAGUACAACGUUGAGCCAUUGGACGAUGGUCCAGGUGCUUUCCGUUGUUUCUUAGAUGUUGGUUUGGCACGUACCUCAACUGGUGCUCGUUGCUUCGGCGCCAUGAAAGGAGCUGUUGAUGGUGGUUUAAACAUACCACAUUCAGUCAAACGUUUCCCAGGAUACAGUGCUGAGUCAAAGAGCUUCAAUGCUUCAGUUCACCGUGCUCACAUCUUCGGUCAACACGUUGCCGACUACAUGCGUACUUUGGAAGAAGAAGACAACGAAGCCUUCAAACGUCAAUUCAGCCGCUACAUUAACUUGGGCAUUCGCGCUGAUGAUUUGGAAAGCAUCUACAAAAAAGCUCACGCUUCCAUUCGCGCUGAUCCUUCACACCAAAAGAAGGAACACAAGAAACCCGCUACCAAGAAACGCUGGAACGAACCCAAACUUACACUUCAACAACGUAAGGAUAAGGUUGCUGCACGCAAAGCGGCUUUCAUUGCCAAGCUCAAGGCAGAAGCUGAAGCAUAAACGAACCGUUUGCAUUCGAAUUGCAUCUAGCAAAAAAUAUGAAUUCAUAUUAAACAAGUUCUUUUUAUUUUAUUAUAAUAUCCAUUAUAUAUAAUGCAUAUAUAUCAAUACACAAAUAAUCACGAUCAAUGUGUUUAUUGAAUAAAAUAAAAAAAACAUCGCUGAGAAAAAAACAUUAAAUAAA